This is a messenger RNA of Linum trigynum, 4443 nucleotides long. The record is from the annotation of a GenBank genome assembly. NCBI's taxonomy places the organism in Eukaryota, Viridiplantae, Streptophyta, Magnoliopsida, Malpighiales, Linaceae.
AUUAGGUAUGCACGUAUGUAUAUAAUCAGGAGAUGGUCUUAUAGAGGAAGAGUUGAGAAUAAUUGAGUAAAAUAUGUCUAAUUUAUGUUUCACUCUAUUAUAUGAUAAUUUUGCCAUCACCAUGAACCUUAUUUUGUAUGUUAGCUCGACAAAUCUACUGCUAGCUUGGAGAGAGUGAUUGUUCGGUUACAAACCACUUAGGUUUCGUUGGAAGUUGUGAUUGUUAGAAUUGUGUUUGUUGAAUACAUGUAUUGUGCACAAUACAAUGUUUGGAAGUGUCAAAGUGUAAAACAAUGAAUGCAUUGUUUUAGCUAGGUCCCCCAGCAAUCACAAAAAAUGAUGCAUUAUACAAUCUCAACUAAAAGUUGUGAUUGUUGAUUUUAGAUUUGUGUCAACUUUUUCUUUCCAUUUAUAUCCCUAUUAGAUUUUGUCUUAAGACAUUUUCCCAUAAAACUAACUUUAUGUAAAUCAAUGCAUAAAGUAGAAUCUUAACAACCAAACAAUGUAUUGUUAAAAUGCAUACAUUGUAUCAAUACAUGCAUUUAUAUUAUGGUGAUUCAUUACAAUGUAACGAUUUACCAUUCGCAACUUUCAAACGACCCCUUAGAUUAAUAAACACUUUAUUACAUUUAUUAACCAUUUUGAUAUAGUUCUCAUAAUUUAGUGACCAUUUCGACAAUUUCACCAUUUGACAUUAACGGGAGAGACGGGGACUGGACGAUCCAGUUCUUCCCGUAAAUUCAGAAAAAGCGGAUUCCUAUUUCCCGCAAAAAGAAGUUGCCCACUUUCUGAAACCCUUUUGCCUUCUUCUUCUUCUUCUUCUUCUUGUUCUUCUUCUUCCGUGUAAGAAUAUUCUGCGCCAGCGGCUGUAAUUACAUGUGGUUGAAAUUCGCUUCUUUUUGGUCGUAUCGUUUAAUCAGUUCUUUACCCAAAUUCCCAAAAUUCCCAGGUUAUGGACGCAGCUGCGUGAUUCCAUUGGGAACAAUAGGAAUUCGAGCUGGAGUCCGCUCAGCGAUUCGACAGCUUUGGUGGGUUGGUUCUACUAUAUAUACAUGGAGUCGGAUACGUUGGUGGAGGAGAAAACCACGCUGUGAUCGCCAUUUCUCCUCCAGCGUUGGAUUUCGGUAAUUCCUUUUCUAUGUAUUAUUGCCUUUGAUUGUUUGCUCGAAGAAUUUGUUUUUCAUGCUAUCUUCGUUUCCUCUGUCCCGAAUGGCAGGAUAGUUUCCUUGGUGGAGGAUUUUGAGGACCCAACAGAGUUUGAAUUAAGAUAUGGGGAACCAGACGGCUGGACACGAGGGAAAUAACCAAGAAGCUGACAUUGGGGCGGUGAUUCGUAAUGGAAAGGAAGUUCUUUUCCAGGCUUUUAAUUGGGAGUCUCACAAGCAUGACUGGUGGAGAAAUCUGGAGAAGAAAGUACCUGAUAUGGCAAAAUCGGGGUUCACUUCAGCUUGGUUGCCUCCACCUUCUAAUUCUUUCGCAUCUGAAGGUUACCUUCCACAGAAUCUUUACUCACUCAACUCAGCAUAUGGUUCUGAGCACCUAUUGAAAGCUCUGCUUCACAAGAUGAAGCAGCAUAGAGUGAGAGCAAUGGCUGAUAUUGUUAUCAAUCAUCGAGUCGGGACAACCAGAGGGCACGGUGGGAUGUACAACCGCUAUGAUGGAAUUCCAUUAUCAUGGGAUGAGCGUGCUGUUACCAGUUGUACUGGUGGAUUGGGAAAUCAAAGCACUGGUGACAACUUCCAUGGUGUUCCAAACAUAGACCACUCACAGCACUUUGUGCGCAAAGACAUUACAGCUUGGCUGCAAUGGCUGCGUUACACCAUUGGAUUUGAAGAUUUUCGUUUUGAUUUUGCAAGAGGCUAUUCGGCUAAGUACGUGAAAGAGUACAUUGAAGGAGCCAAGCCAAAGUUUGCUGUUGGAGAGUAUUGGGAUUCUUGCAACUACAAUGGCAGUUACUUGGAGUACAAUCAAGAUAACCAUAGACAAAGGAUAAUCAAUUGGAUUGAUGGCACAGGACAGCUCUCAGCUGCAUUUGACUUCACUACUAAAGGAAUCCUUCAGGAAGCAGUUAAGAGUCAAUUAUGGCGUCUUCGCGACUCUCAAGGGAAGGCUCCAGGUGUAAUAGGAUGGUGGCCGUCGAGGGCUGUCACAUUUCUUGAUAACCAUGAUACAGGAUCAACCCAGGCUCAUUGGCCUUUCCCUUCACAUCAUAUCAUGGAGGGCUAUGCAUAUAUUCUCACACAUCCAGGGAUACCAACUGUCUUUUACGAUCACUUUUACGACUGGGGUGACUCUAUUCAUGACCAGAUUGUGAAACUGGUCGAUGUUAGGAAGCGUCAGGGCAUCCACAGCCGAACCCCCAUCAGGAUUCUGGAGGCACAGCCGAAUUUAUACUCUGCAAUGGUAGGGGAGAAGGUGUGCAUGAAAAUGGGAGAUGGUUCCUGGUGCCCUGCCGGAAAAGAGUGGAGCCUCGCAGCCAAUGGGCAUAGAUAUGCUGUGUGGCAAAAGUGAUGGAAUGGAUGCCCAGGUUUUCAGUACCAUACCUGAGAGGACAAAAAAAAAAGGUUCUGAACCAUUGCAGGAUGCAAAGGAAUGUACUAACUUGGCCUGAAUAAAUGAUAUGCCUGAGCCGGGAAGGGAAUAAGACCAAAGUGGCCGCCUAUAUUUGUUUUUUUUUUAAUUUUUUUUUUGUACAAUGCAAAAUGAAAUCCUCCAUCAGUAUCAGUACUUUGUAAGAUUUUCUCCAUUUUAAAUUCUCUGCUUCCUCCUUAAUUGUAGAUAGGGUUAUAAUAGUAAAUGUCAUCUUACUUUUUAAUAAGUAAAAAAUAAUUAUAAUUUUACUGCCUGCAAGAUUUGAACUAGGGCUGAGAAUCUAGACCAAAUCGUAUGGGAAACCGCGGUCUAGACCGUAUCGUAUGGUUUGGUAUGAACUGUGAGACCAGAACUAUGGUCUAGUCUGGUUUGCGGUCUCCUCCUUUAGUGCGUGGUCUGAAGUGGUCUGGACCACAGUCUACCGCAGUAAACUGUAACAGACCGCGACACACUACCUACUAACUCGGACAAAAAUAUCACUAAAUUGAACCUCCAUUUGUGUAUUUGAAGAACAAAGUUAGUUGAUUCUUCAUCUAGUUGAGAGCCAACAAAUUGCCAAAUGAUCGCUUAUGUGUUAUCUCCUUAUCAAAGAACCACACAAAAACCAGAAAGACUCAUAAAUAAUAUUCAGACAAUGUCUGUGACUAUGGAGUCGAUAAAAAUUAAACACUAGGAAAAAAAAAUUGUUCACCUUGAUGAGAUAAGGAAAAUUAUUGAGAGAUAUGAGACCAUUUUAGUGGUUCAAAAUUACCUCGACAUCAUUACAAAGGUUAUCAACCGGGAGAAUCUUCGGAUCACUCGAGAGAGGAGAAAGGCGGUAGCACAAAGAGGAAUAGGGAAACAAAGCUAUUUGAUGUGUGUGUGUUUGAAAAUUGAAAAAACUCACUUCUAUCCACAUAUUUCUUCUCAUUUAAUUCCUACCACAAUUUUUUUUGUUUCACUAGCAUAUUGGUCACUAUAAUUUUUAUUUUUAUAGAUACCGACGAAGGGUUGAAGGGCGAACAAGAAUUAAUUUUUUUAACAUGGUCUGUCUGGUACAUACCGGACCGCACCGCAAAGGUGUGGUCUGGUCUGGACCGUAUAGUAAUAUGGUCUGGUCCAUGGUUUGUGUUCCAACCUCUCGGUCUAGACCACAGACCGUAUCUAUGGUCUGGUCUGGACCGGACCGCACCAUUUCCCACCCCUAAUUUGAACCUUGGUUGUUUUAAAUAGAGACAAGGGUUGUAACCAAUCACACAACAUUAAUUUGUUGUAUCCCUUUAAAUUAAAAACACACCUGAAGCUAAAAUCGGAAAAUCACAGAACUUUUCAAUGGUUAGCUAGCCAAGUAAAACUCCGAUAAGUACUUAUUGAUGUUCGAUACUUCAAUUUUUAUAUUGUGAUUAUUUUAAUAAUUUUUUUAAAAAUGAGAAAUUCAUUAAUUAAAUAAGGAGUUAAGAGUUAAACAAGUUACACAACGAAGGCACACUCACCAGAGAAAACAAGAUAAACAACCCCUAUCCCAAACGAAGACACAAACAGAAACAAACCAACAAAGAACAACAGGGCCAAAUAAGGAUAGCUUUAAAAUCACAACUCAAAUAUCAAUGGUUCGAAUAUUGCAUAUCAAAAUCCAAUAUUGAAUAUGCAUAAUUCUUAUUAAUUUUUAUAACUACUAUGAAGCAAUCGUAUUCAUAUCUUUGUGCGAUAUCAAUGACAUUGGUCCUUUGAACGUUUUAGCCCGGUAACUACUAAGUUUUAAACCCCUUUCUAAUCCGGCAUGAUUGGAUCCAACAAUCAUUAGACGAGGUUAAGUUUAAUAUGUAUGUUCAUUUCACCCUUUUUAUGUGUUAAUGAAUAUAUUGGGCAAAU